AUGGGCACGUUGAAAUUUAAAUGGGGGCGGUGGAACAGGGCGAAGCGCUGUGAGAAAUGUCACAACUCCCUUUUUUUUGUUUCUUGUUUUUCUUCCGUGUGUAUUCUCUUGUGCGUGUCUUUCUUGGAUGGGGCGAAAGGGAGGGGGGUGGGAGUGGAUAAAUAUAGUUUUAGGAUGCUACGCGCGACCUGCAGGACUCUUGGUGGUCAGCGGCGCUGGUGGAAAGAGGGUCGACCGGACUUUCUGCGCGCAAAUGAGCGGCGAAUGCGUCUGGAGCGACGCCGCAUCGAUGCGAGUCGCUAUUACGCCCCGGUAGAGCCCACACCGCAGCAGGCAUGCACGCUCUACAGGCAGCUGCUGAAGGCCGGGCACGCCCAGCUCCGCGUGACGGACAAGGCGUACUACGUCAGAAAGCUGCGUCGUGAGUUUGAGGUGACAGCGCGACAAACGAGUGCCAGGGUGCGGGGCAUUAUGUACGAGAGGGGUCAAUGGAUGCUGUUGAACAAAUUGGGUGGUAUUGUGUGA
This is a messenger RNA of Trypanosoma cruzi, 525 nucleotides long. RefSeq lists its product as uncharacterized. NCBI's taxonomy places the organism in Eukaryota, Euglenozoa, Kinetoplastea, Trypanosomatida, Trypanosomatidae. The transcript has a single exon. The coding region runs from base 1 to 525 and encodes 174 amino acids. The record is from RefSeq and is a predicted model, not a curated record.